GAUGGUUCAAGAAUGCCACAAAAUAAGUGAAGGAAAAUUGGAAAGGUUUAGUUGUUCAGCUGAAUGUUGUGGAAAUGCUUUAGAUGGACAGACUUGCUGUGGUUUCUUCGAUCAGUUGAAUAUUUUUGCAGCUAUACCAGAUUCUGCUCUACAAGAACGCAAGCGUAGUAACAAUUUGACCGUAGAAGAUGUUACAAACGAAAGCCAAGCCUAG
This is a messenger RNA of Dimorphilus gyrociliatus, 214 nucleotides long. Lineage: Eukaryota; Metazoa; Annelida; Polychaeta; Dinophilidae. The record is from the annotation of a GenBank genome assembly.